AUGUCAGUUCCCCGGAAAAGAGGACUAACAGUCAGUCGGAAGAUUAAAGUAGUGAGUCCUCUCAAGAAUAAUCCAAUUAUUGUCGACUCUGAUUACACACAAGAAAUGCCUAACAUCCCAAUGCGGAUUCAUCAAGCUUCUGACAGAAGUAUCUCCACUAAUCCACAAUGCGAUUUAACUAACUUCUUUGUUCAAAAUUACAAGACGGAGUCAACUACACCUCCUCCACCAACAUCACCAGUCUCUAAAAUCAUCACCCCUAAAUUCUCUUUGGUUGACUCCCUCAUCCAAAAUUAUGACUCGGAAAGUAUUAGCGUUAUACAACAACUCUCUAUCUUACAGAAGAAACAGUUCACCUUUAUGGAAAGACCACUCAAAGAUCUCAUUCAAUCGUUGAACACCGACAACACUUCCUUAUUGUAA
This is a messenger RNA of Entamoeba invadens IP1, 423 nucleotides long. RefSeq lists its product as hypothetical. Bases 1 to 423 code for a protein of 140 amino acids. The transcript has a single exon. The record is from RefSeq and is a predicted model, not a curated record. Lineage: Eukaryota; Evosea; Mastigamoebida; Endamoebidae.